Messenger RNA from Aspergillus caelatus, 705 nucleotides. Its product is annotated as GNAT family N-acetyltransferase. Bases 1 to 705 code for a protein of 234 amino acids. The transcript is spliced from 3 exons. Gene Ontology annotation, molecular function: acyltransferase activity, transferring groups other than amino-acyl groups. The record is from RefSeq and is a predicted model, not a curated record. NCBI's taxonomy places the organism in Eukaryota, Fungi, Ascomycota, Eurotiomycetes, Eurotiales, Aspergillaceae.
AUGACCUACUCCAACGCCAACCCCCAAUUCGAAGUCCGAGAAAUCCAAACCAAAGAAGAAUACGCCCGUCUAGUCGACGUCCUCUGGACUGCCAACUUCCAGCCUUAUAACCCCAUCUUUACAGCCGUUCACCCCGUCACAGGCCACACGGCCUCGGACAGAGAAGCCGACAAAGCCCUCGACACCGAAAUCCGAUGGGCCGCGCACAUCAAGAACCCGGCGUCGCAUUUUAUCUACGUGCUCGAUCUUCAUACUGGCCGCGUUGCCGGCGGGUGCGAAUGGCUCAUCUUCCAUGACAAUCCUUUCCCGCAUGGCCCACAGACGAUCCCGUGUACUUGGUAUCCUGAGGGCUCCGAACGAGCGGAGUACACGAGUGCGUUUCUGUCUCAGGUAUUUUUCUAUCGAAUGUCCUGGUUUAAGAGAAAGCAUGCUGGCGUCAACGCCAUGGGCGUGCACCCUGAUUACCGUCGGCGCGGUGUAGGCCGACUGCUCAUGCAAUGGGGUCAUGAACGGAUCGAUGAAUUGGGAUACGAGAGUUUCAUUGAAGGGAGUCCGAUGGGACGGUGGCUGUACGAGGAAUUCGGGUAUCGACGGGUGGUGAGUUUGCAUGUCGAUUUGGAGAAGAGAAAUCCCAGUGAAGAGUGGUCGAGAUUGGUGCACGAGUGUCGUCCGCCGGCGAUAUUGUUGCUUUGGAGGCCUCCUUAG